CUCUUUGUAAAGUAGUAGAAGAAGAAGAAGUUAGACUCGGCGGUUCGGGGCAGUUGGAAGUGGCUCGGACGGAAUUAUGUUGGGGAAAAAGUAGCUUACUUUAAAUUCGUAGGGCUUCAGACUGUACACAGGCGAUGUAAUUCGAUUUACAACACACUUUUGUGUUUUCGUGGACUUUGUAAACAUACGUGCUCGUCUUCGACGCUCGUUUCUCAACUGUUUCGUGGAGGCCUCGCUGCUUUCACCGCCAUGAAUUACGGUAGGCCUCCGCCGAACGUCGACGGCAUGACUUCCCUCAAAGUGGACAACCUGACGUAUCGAACAUCGCCCGAAACCCUCCGCCGGGUGUUCGAGAAGUACGGCCGGGUGGGGGACGUCUACAUUCCCCGAGACCGCUACACGAAAGAGAGCCGGGGCUUCGCGUUCGUUCGGUUCCACGACAAACGGGACGCCGAGGACGCGAUGGACGCCAUGGACGGAGCGGUGAUGGACGGCCGGGAGCUGCGGGUCCAGAUGGCCCGGUACGGCAGACCGCCAGACUCUCACUACGGUGGAGGACGACGAGGAGGAUCCGCCCGGAAGUACAGCGGCCACGGACGCCGAAGCAGAAGCUCUUCCCUCAGCCCCAAACACCGGAGACGCAGCCGGUCUCGCAGCCGGAGUCGCUCCCGGUCCCGAAGCCGUUCCCGCUACAGCAGGUCCAGGUCCCGGUCCUACUCCAGGUCCAAGUCCCGCUCCCCCAGGAACAAGAAGACCAAGGCCCAUUCCCGCUCCAGAUCUCGGUCCAGGUCCAAGUCCAGGUCCCGGUCCAGAAGCCGCACCCCUUCCUCCAGAAGGGGUUCCAGGUCCAGGUCUAAGAGUCAGCCCAAGUUGGCUGCAGAAAACGGAGGUGAAUCCUCGUAGUGCUCAGCUCAGCAGCAACAGCUGAAGACCUGAGAGCUUCCAGACUGGAUCCAACACGAGAACCGGCGUCCAGCUCCAAAAGGUGGUUAUUGUGUCUUCAUUUGGCCUCAGAAAGUCUGUUUUUGGUUUCACAAAUGUCAUUUUAUCAGCUUUUUAUAACCCGUUCCUGCUUUACUGAGUGUUUGGAUUCAAACACUACGGCUUCACUUUUAUUUCAUGAUCAUACGUUCAGGUUAAACCCUCUUUAUUUGGAUGUCGUAACUGUAUUUAUCACUAAAAUCCAGCUGCAGAAAUGGAAUCUUUAAUGGGGAAAAAUCUUCAUGCAGGCCUUACUUCAUGUAAAAGCACAUUUUAAGCGUAUUUCAUCAACAAAUCACUUUCUUUUUAUUCAAUUUCUGCUCUGGAGUUUUAAAAGAAAGCACCAAAGUGACAUAAAACGGAGUGAACAGAAAGAAAGGUCGCUUCUGUUUCAUUUCUUUGUUUAAUUUCCUUCUUCAGCGUGUCGUUGCUGCAGCUCAGGGUCUCCGUCAGGCAGGAAAAUGCUGAAUUUUACAGAACGUCACUAACUCGAUUUUGCUUUCUGUGAUUUUUGUUUGGGUGUUGUUUUUUUUUCACGCUAACUUUGCUUGUGUGUGUGUUUUUUUUGUGCACUAGACGCAGUUGUGUAGCAGUUGAGUUUUGCUGGUUAGCUGUUUCUCCAGAAUGCUGCUGUGACUACAGUGCUACGGUCGCUACGGUUUCACCCGUUUACAAAAUAAAAUGUGCUCCUGUCUUUGCUUUACAGUGAACUAAUGUGACUUUAAUAAAGAUUUGAUGUUUUUGUCUAAAA
Messenger RNA from Acanthochromis polyacanthus (spiny chromis), 1732 nucleotides. It is a transcript of the gene srsf2b, whose product is annotated as serine and arginine rich splicing factor 2b. The transcript is spliced from 3 exons. NCBI's taxonomy places the organism in Eukaryota, Metazoa, Chordata, Actinopteri, Pomacentridae. Bases 250 to 903 code for a protein of 217 amino acids. Gene Ontology annotation, molecular function: RNA binding. The record is from RefSeq and is a predicted model, not a curated record.